CGAUCUAUGCAUUAUAAUCCGUAUUACAGCAUGUUUGAUAAAAUAAGAUUAUACGGAGACUAUCUCGUCAGCGCUGUGAACGGUCCUCAUUUUCGAAUGACUGCAGCAUUUAUCCAAAACAUUGGACACUUAUCAUUUAGUCGGUUACAAACGUUGACAAAGCAAAGAUGUCCACCGAAAAGAAAGUGUCCAAUUCCAGGAUCGGAACGCAGCUCUUUGUCGGGGUGCUUGCCAAUUUGUCUAUUCUGGUCGCUGGAACAGGAUUUGGUUGGUCAUCGCCAUCGCUUCCAAAAAUUGUUAAUGACGAAAAUGAAUUUCCUGUAACACCUGGUCAAAGUUCCUGGAUAGCUAGUGCUUUGGUUAUAGGUGCAGUGUUCGGACCGAUAGUCAGUCUAAUUAUGGUUGAUCGUGUUGGAAGAAAAUCGACUCUCCUCGCCACAGCAUUUCCUAAUUUAAUCUGCUGGAUUCUUAUAUAUUUUGCACAGUCCUAUAAAUGGUUGAUGAUUGGUAGAUUGAUCACGGGAAUUGGCGUUGGUAUGACUUAUACGACGAUUCCGCUAUACGUAGGUGAAAUCGCCCAGGUCAGUGUCAGAGGAGCUCUUGGUACCAUAUUCAACAUCUGCUUUAAUGUAGGAACUCUCAUAUGCUAUUCAAUUGGCCCAUUCGUAACGCGACAGACCUUGGCUCUCAUUUGUAUGACUUUUCCAAUACUAUUCUUCAUCUCCUUCUUCUGGAUGCCGGAAACGCCUUACUUUUAUCUGAUGCAUAAACGUGGCGAAUCCGCUGAGAAAUCAUUGAUUUGGCUACGUGGUAAUAAGGAUGUCAAAGACGAACUUCAAGAAAUGGCCGACCUAGUGGAAAUCGAACAACGUAACAGUGGCAGACUGAUAGAUCUUGUGAUUGUUAAAGGAAAUAGAAAAGCUACCAUUAUAGUGUUGGGAAUUCUUUCUGCUCAACAAUUUUCUGGCAUCGGUGCAAUCCAAGCAUAUGGAAGUAUUAUCUUUAAUCAAAGUGAUGUGCAGUUGAAUUCGGAUAUUGUAGUGAUUAUUAUGGGUAUAGUUACAUUGGUAUCAUCUGGUAUUACCACUCUUGUUGUAGAUAGAUUUGGCAGGAAACCAUUGAUGAUUGUUUCGACAUUCGGAUGUUCCCUUUGUUUAUUAUUUAUAGCCAUUUAUUUCCAUUUAAAAUAUUGUGCUGUUGACGUUUCCGUUAUACUAUGGCUCCCAGUGGUAACAAUGAUUUUAUUCUUUAUAUUCUAUUCAUUUGGAAAUGGUCCUCUACCGUACGCCAUACUUGGCGAAAUUUAUCCUACUAAUGUCAAGGCUUGGGCUACUAUGUUAAUUUCUAUAUAUGGUUCUAUUACUGGUGCUAUCGUUACUAAAAUUUAUCAAGUCGUCGCCGAUGGAUGGGGUGAACACGCGAUUUUUUAUACCUUUGCUGUUGCUGAAAUUAUAUUCUUGUUUUUUGUCAUAUUUGUCAUGUUUGAGACUAAAGGUAAAUCGUUUAGAGAAAUCCAGGAGCACCUCGGUGAAACCAAGUUGUCCAAUAAUAAGUCUUAAGUUUGUCAUUGUGCGUUCUGAUAGUUAGUACUAAUAUUAAAUGUCAAUAACAAGUGUCAAGAAAAUUCCAAUAUAUGAGCUUUAGUUUAUGAUAAUCUUAAUUAUUGUCAUAACUUAUGCUUAGAUCAUUACCUCAUAAUCAAGAUAUCAUUUAUUAUCAAGAUGACAAUAACUGAAUCUUAAUUUGUAUUGUAUACAUGGAUAUUAAUUAUAUACUAUAUAUUUUAAACAUGCACAGUUUUUCGGCCACUACUCCUAUGCAAUGUGUUUUUUUUUAAACUUGGUGUACUUUGAGAAAUGUCCUCAAUGUUUUCUGUAUCUAAUGGCUAUCGUGAGAAUCAUUUCGCAACAUUUUUUUGAUGCUAAACGCUUGGAGUUGUGACACGCUUGCUUAAUGUUUCGUUUCUUUAGUUUCGAUUGGAACUCCUAUCGAACCUAACUAAUCUAUCGAAAGAAUUCUCGUGAACAUCGUCUCUCUUCACAAUGAGGUUUCAAUGAAAUAUAUGUCAACAGAUAUACUGGAUAUGAUUUUAAUAUUUAUCAACAGUUCAUUAGAUAUAUAAAUACACGAAAAAUGUUUUUCGCUUAGGGAGUUUAUUAUAGAUUUGAUCAUUUUUAGCAUAUGAGGUUUAAUAAGGGACCAUAUUGAAUAGAAAACAAUGCCCCACAAAUUUUUAUUGAAAGUUUUGACUGAAAAUAAUCACGCUAAUUAUACCAAUCAGAGUUUCAGGAUUCAAGAGUAGAAAUCGAUACCCUAAUUUUAAAAUGUAAUUCACCAAAUUUUCGAAAUUGAGAUUUUUUCAAAAAUCAAAUAAUUGUAACUCAUCUAAACUAAUUUAACACGUUUCGUGCCGGACCGAUCUUAUGUUAAGACACUUUCGGUUCAGGCCGUGUGGGACGUAUACGCCCCAUGCUUUAAGAUUACAUUGUUUUGGUUCUGGCGUAUGCCUUACAAUUAUUAAAAUUGUAUAAAGAUUAAAAUUAUCAAGAACAAGGUGUAGAGUUUAAGAUGUAUAAGACAGCAAAGCAAUCAAUUUAUUUUUCUAAGAAUUUUGUUGACAAACACGUGGCUGAACAUUACUCUUCCAGGCGAGUCGCAUUCUCCUACAUAAUAUUUUUAAUA
Cephus cinctus (wheat stem sawfly) is the source of this 2682-nucleotide messenger RNA. Its product is annotated as facilitated trehalose transporter Tret1. The coding region runs from base 168 to 1559 and encodes 463 amino acids. Gene Ontology annotation, biological process: transmembrane transport; carbohydrate transport. The transcript has 3 exons. Gene Ontology annotation, cellular component: membrane. Gene Ontology annotation, molecular function: sugar transmembrane transporter activity. The record is from RefSeq and is a predicted model, not a curated record. NCBI's taxonomy places the organism in Eukaryota, Metazoa, Arthropoda, Insecta, Hymenoptera, Cephidae.